AUGGCAACUUCAUGUUUUCCUUCAUCAUCUUUCUUAGUCUACUUCAUAUUCAGUCUUCUCUCUAUACACAGCUGCAAAGGUCAUCCAAACAAUGCAGCCUUGUUCAUCUUUGGGGAUUCCUUGUUUGAUGCUGGAAAUAACAACUACAUCAACACCUCUUUCAAAGCAAAUUUCGUGCCAUAUGGACAAUCCUUCUUCAAAUUCCCGACCGGGCGGUUUUCGGAUGGCCGCUUGAUUCCUGAUUUCAUUGCGAAAUAUGCUAAUUUGCCAUUGAUUCUUCCAUAUCUUCAUCCCAUGAACAAAGAUUACGUUCAUGGAGUGAACUUUGCAUCAGCUGGAGCUGGUGCUUUAGCUGAAACCCAUGAAGGACUUGUAAUUGACCUGAAAACCCAGCUCAGUUACUUCAACAAAGUAACAAAGGUUGUUGAAGGGACGAGACAUCCUGCAGAAGCUAAGGCAUUACUAUCCAAAGCUGUCUACUUCUUCAGCAUUGGAAGCAACGAUUAUAUUGCUCCUUUUACUACAAAUUCCACCCUUUUCCAAUCUCAUUCUCCACAACAAUACGUUCAGCUGGUCAUCCGAAACUUAACCACCGUCAUCAAAGGAAUCCACAAGAAUGGAGGAAGAAAGUUUGCAUUUCUAGGCGUCGGAGAUAUCGGGUGUGUGCCCCUAGUGAAGGCAGUAUUAUUACAAGGCAAAGAUGAAUGCUUUGAAAACAUUACACAACUUGUAACACUCCAUAACAAACAUCUUUACAAAACCCUCCAACAUCUUGAAAAGGAGCUUGAAGGAUUUGUUUAUUCCUAUGCCGAUUUAUACACUUCAGCCAACCAAAUAUCAAAGAACCCAUCUAAAUAUGGUUUGAAGGAAGGGAAGGCGGCAUGUUGUGGAAGUGGGCCUUUCAGAGGGUACUUUAGCUGUGGGGGAAGGGAUGGACAAGAGUAUGAGUUGUGUAGUAACCAUGAGUAUCUAUUCUAUGAUGCCACCCAUCCCACUGAAAGGGCAAACCAAUUAGUUGCUGAGUGGGUAUGGAAUGGGAGCUCCGACAGCAUCAAGCCUUACAAUCUUAAAGCUCUAUUUAAUGUUUAAGUUGGUGGUGCGACAUGUUUGUUAAUGCAAUAAGUGGGGUUCUGACCUUAUAGCUUGGUAACAUAUUGGGUGGAACCAAUGGUAGUGUGCAUAAAUUUACCCAAAUAAGGAUUUUAAGUUGCGUCUUCGUUGGUAGAAUGUAAGGUUCUUCUGAUCUCUUCUUUGAUCAUGUAGGUGUGCUGAAAUAUUUAUGAAUUUCGAUAUUCAAAUGUCAUAAAAUUGAGUAAAAACGAAUUCU
Molecule: messenger RNA, 1327 nt
Organism: Cucurbita maxima (winter squash)
Lineage: Eukaryota; Viridiplantae; Streptophyta; Magnoliopsida; Cucurbitales; Cucurbitaceae
Product: GDSL esterase/lipase 2-like
Biological process (GO): lipid metabolic process
Molecular function (GO): lipase activity
Source: RefSeq, a predicted model, not a curated record